Messenger RNA from Tripterygium wilfordii, 1880 nucleotides. RefSeq names its product CBL-interacting serine/threonine-protein kinase 20. The record is from RefSeq and is a predicted model, not a curated record. Gene Ontology annotation, molecular function: ATP binding; protein kinase activity. The transcript has a single exon. Gene Ontology annotation, biological process: protein phosphorylation; signal transduction. The coding region runs from base 303 to 1661 and encodes 452 amino acids. NCBI's taxonomy places the organism in Eukaryota, Viridiplantae, Streptophyta, Magnoliopsida, Celastrales, Celastraceae.
UCCUAUCAAUGGCAGUUCAGUAAAUAACUUCCAAUAUUUUUUUGGUUAGUUUUGCUAUAUUUAUGCAUUAUCUUUCAUGUGAGAUUCCUAAACCGUGUGUUACGGUCAAGUGUUUCUCUCCUAUCUCUUUGUCCAUGGCCCUGCCUCAUUAAGCAUAGCUCUUGGUUUUUUCUUGUUCUUCCCUAACCAUUCCUCUCCUUGUUUAAUCCCUUUGACGCAUUUCGAUUCUCUCAAUCGAAUAAUGUUACAAGAUAACUCACCUUUUCUUUCAAUAUAGUGAUUGAUCAAUUCAGGGAGGAGAAAUGGAGAAGAAAGGAGCAUUAUUGAUGAAGAAGUACGAGAUUGGUAGACUUCUUGGACAAGGUACAUUCGCCAAGGUCUACCAUGCUCGAAACCUUGAAUCCGGAGAGAGCGUCGCCAUCAAAAUCGUCGACAAGGAGAAGAUUCUUAAGGUUGGUUUGAUAGACCAAAUCAAGAGAGAAAUCUCUGUCAUGCGUCUGGUUGAGCACCCCAACAUUGUCCAACUCUAUGAAGUUAUGGCAAGCAAGAACAAAAUUUAUUUCGCAAUGGAGUAUGUGAGAGGUGGUGAACUAUUCAACAAGGUGGCUAAAGGGAGGCUCAAGGAAGACAUUGCUCGGAAAUACUUCCAACAAUUGAUCGGAGUCAUUGAUUUCUGCCAUAGUCGCGGUGUCUACCACCGUGACCUCAAGCCGGAGAAUCUUCUUCUUGAUGAGAAAGGGAAUUUGAAGAUUUCGGAUUUCGGAUUGAGUGCAUUGUGGGAGUCAAGAAGGCAAGAUGGGCUUCUACACACAACGUGUGGAACACCAGCCUAUGUUGCUCCGGAGGUGAUUAACAAAAGAGGCUACGAUGGAGCUAAAGCCGAUAUGUGGUCUUGUGGGGUUGUUCUGUUUGUUCUGUUGGCCGGGUUUCUACCUUUUCAAGAUUCAAAUUUGAUGCAAAUGUAUAGGAAGAUUACAAAAGGUGAAUUCAAGUGUCCUAAUUGGUUUCCUCCUGAGGUUAAGAAGCUUCUUUCGAGGAUUCUUGACCCGAACCCGAGUUCAAGAAUCAAUGUCUGUAAGCUGGUGGAGAAUUCUUGGUUCAAAAAGGGGUAUAAACAGAUUGAAAUCCCACCUCCUCGCGGCGUGCAGAAGAACAAGUUGAUCAUGGACGUCCAUAAUUCCUUCGAAUCAUCGUCGAGUAGUUCUGAAAACGCAGAAUUAGAGACAAUUACAAACACUAAUCCGGUAAGGCCUACGUGUUUUAACGCGUUUGACAUUAUAUCUCUUUCGCAAGGGUUUGAUUUGUCAGGAUUGUUUGAGAGCGGAAGGGAUUGUAAGAAGGAAUCAAGGUUUACAACGACUAAACCAGCAUCAACAAUUGUGUCGAAAUUCGAAGAGAUUGCGAUGAACGAGAGUCGGUUCAAUGUUAAGAAAAAAGGAGGAACCUUGAAGUUGCAGGGGUGCAGAGAAGGGAGAAAAGGACAGCUUGGAAUAGAUGCAGAGAUUUGUGAGGUUACACCAUCUUUUUUUGUGGUUGAGUUGAAGAAAACUGCAGGGGACACUUUUGAGUAUCAGGAUUUCUGUGAUCAUCAGCUCAAGCCUUCUCUUAAGGACAUUGUGUGGACUUGGCAAGGAAAUGAACAAGAACAAAGCCAGAUAUAAAAAUAAAUUUUAAAAAAAAAACUCAUUGGAUUAAAGCUAAAUUUUUAUCUCUUGUAUCCAAGUAUAUAUACUUGCUUUUUUUUUUCUUGUCAGCUGCUGUUUGUGUAUAUUGUAAUUGUACUAUAAUUUCUUGUAGUUUUAAAUCAGCAAAUUCAAAGAGAGUUGUAAGUUAUAUAAACUUGUUUGUAGACAUUAUGAGAAAUCAAAGAGAUUUAGGUA